Molecule: messenger RNA, 2550 nt
Organism: Exophiala xenobiotica
Lineage: Eukaryota; Fungi; Ascomycota; Eurotiomycetes; Chaetothyriales; Herpotrichiellaceae
Exons: 1
Coding region: 1-2550 (849 amino acids)
Source: RefSeq, a predicted model, not a curated record
AUGGAGGAUGAUCUGAGGUCCUUUCAAUCAGUCAGUAUCGGCUUGACGAGUGUCGAAUCGGGCAGAGAAAGGUUCGCAAGAGAUGGACUAUAUCAUCCACCGCCGCUGGCAUACUGGAGGAAUAAUCUGACUGCGCUUUCUCAGCACUACAACCUCUACUUCGUUGCCAAUCGAGAUUCGAUCGCCGUCUACAGACCAGAAUUUCCCUUCCAGAAACUACGCAAGCUACCUUCUCUCUUGAUCCCGGCUACGCUUGCACAACCUCUGGCAGAAGGCUACAUUGAUACUUAUUCCCCUCAUACCAUAAACCACAUGAUUGUCGGUGACCUGGGCUCUGAAGAAAUCGUGCUCGUCGCGACAGAUUCUGGCAAUGUUACUGCAUACUUUACAAAGGCCAUUGAUGAAGCAAUCCGGAGGGAUCCAUACCGUUUCAGUACGAAUGCGCGAAGUGACUAUGUAGGAGUGAGAGCGUUCUUCACCCAAUGGGUUUACGAGUCGGCUUGGGGGCUCUCCAUCCAUUCCAAGGCCCGCAUGAUUGCAGUAUCAGCUAAUACACCUCAUCAUGUCCCUAGCGAUGAUCCUUGUUCCAAGAUAACAGUCUUUGCUUUUGCCUUGACGGAACAGAGUGAUAGCGACAGAGAUCCGCAGGAUGACGACUCAAUCGACAUCGCUGAUCAUGCAAAACAACCAGACUGGGAGGAGUGGCAAUGCAAAGGAGGAGAUCCUGCCCCUCCUCCGCGCGACAAGAAUUACAAGAUCACUCUCGGCGGCUUUGAAGGUCAUAAUCACAACAUUCCAAGCGUUUCAUUUGUCAAUACUGACGACGAUAACGACGGCAGAUGGCUUCUUAGUACCGACAUUGGCGGAGAGAUGAAGAUGUGGCUGAUCUGGCAAGGUUACUGUCUCAAAACAUGGGACUUUGCUGAGAAGAGGAUGCGCUCCGGAUUUUUCAGGCGACGAGAAGGUGGCUGGAUCGUUGCUGCGCUUGAUCCCAAAGCUUUUCGCCUUGCCCGGUCCAUGGAACAGUUCUGUGGCCAUUCCAAAGCGACCAAAUAUGCUGGGCACAUUGGUGAGAGCUAUGAUCUCACCAACAUCGUCCGCCUCCGCACUCCUGGCAACAGCCUUGCUCAUCCUAAUAUCAACGGUGCUCCACUUGCGGACGCGGCUGACGAAGACGGUCAAGAGACUUAUGAUUCAUGGUCGGAUCUAGGCGAAUCUGAUGAUGACGACGUGAGCUCCAAUGCCAUUAUGAGCGUUCAAAAUGAUGGUGCAGAACAGGCGCGCGAACCGUCUGCUACGGCUGACCAAGAAAAUGGAACGGGUACCGAUAUGGAAAUGGCAGAUAGUGUGGCUGCUAGCCAUUCUCAUACAGCCUCUGAUGAUGCCGAACUAGCUCGCGAGAAUGAAGAAGCGGACGCUGAUUCAGUACAAGCGCUGCUCUUUGAUACUGAGCAAUCUGGACCCGACGACGACGACGAGGAGGAGGACGAGGAAGAGGACGAGGACGCAGAAGGCCACUAUGGGUUGAGCUCAGAGGAACAGGAGGGGCAGUCCUCCAACAGUCAUCGAAGCGCCACGUCGCAGUCCAGUCUUGCGCAACGCAAUAGCGAAGAAGCUGAAGAUCUAGCAAUUUCUGAACCCAACACCAUUCCGCCAACGUACGUACAACAUCCAUCAGAACAGGCCAUUUCCUCUUGGAUGCGGAAAGCCGCUUAUCGCCUCUUUCGAAGUGCCGCCAUACGGAGCGAAGUACCCUCAAUCCCAACGCUGCAUUGUACUGCUUCGAAUCUUAGGCUUCUGAUGGCGCCAGAAGCAAGCGCUGCUCAUGUAUUUUGCGCCAACAUACUCAAACAGGCUUUACCGGAAAACAUCGAGAUGACGAAUCACGUACAACUCGACAGAAUCAACAUGAUCCAGCAGAUACCGGAGCUGGGGAUUGUCAUUAUAGCUUCUCAAAUAGGCCGUUGUGCCAUAUGUACGCUGACCAGGAACGAGAAGACUGGGGACCUCGGAUUGCGCGUGGACUGGAUCUUGCCGAGCAGGAAACAGGAGCUUAGACACGUCCGACCUUACAUGCCGCUGCUGGGCAUUGCCACCUCUCCCGUGCAAGGACGAUUCGUGGGACAAAACCACAAGGGCAGGUUGGACCCUGAAGCAUCCAAUGAAUGGGGCUCAGAUGGUGUGGUUGACGGCGUGCCGACCACCUUCGACCCAGCCGUCGUAGUUGUUUCUGAAGACGAGCUUGAGCAUGCUUAUGGCUCGUCUGGGAAUACACAGCAUGAAAUCGAUGAAGACAUGGUCGAGAAGAGCAUCAAAACAAGCCGCUCAUCAACCAAUUCACCACCAACCUCAACAGCUGCCACCUCCCAGACGCGAGAGUGGAAGAAGCCCAGAGACAUGGAACCAUGGAUCGCUGGCGAGAACAGUCGCAGAUACAGGCUCAUGCUUACUUACCUGGAUAUGAGUGUUUUGACGUACGAGAUUUCAAGGGCAGUCGAGAGGGAAGAUGUCGCGCAGGACGAGGUUUCAGCUCUGGAAAGCGUGGAUUGA